CUGUGUGGGUUGGGAGCACAGGCUAAUCCUCCAUGGACAAUUGAAGACCCUGGGCCCAGAGGUGUCUUCCUACCACAGAGCUCUCGAACAACCGGUCAUCUCCCAUGAAAUGGCGGGGAGUCCUGCCACUGGUGAACAAGCAACAGGAGACCUGGGAUAUGGGAAAACCUGGGGGUUUUGGGGGCAGCUGCUGGAAUCCAGGCUCCAGGCCCACAGGAAGGAGUGCGUCAUGGCUCUAUCUUCUCCCCAUCAGCCCUGAGGACAGUGGGGACAAACAUUUCCGCUCCAGGCGCAGAGCUGGGGUGGGGCUGGAUGACUUCCUCACUUCUGGGCUGGUGCGGGGGAGGGGAGGCCCAUGGGCUCAGCUGGUAGGAGCCAAGCCUGACGCAAUCCUGACUCCCUGACUCGAUGGUGACCCGAGGUCAGUCUCCUGACCCUUGCUGACCCAAGUGCCCUGAGGCUUGUCUCCAGCUGGCCACGCUUCCUGUGGGGCCCAGUGCUUCCAUGACUCCUCCCCACCCCCAGCAGCAGGUACAUUUCAGGGAUGCCAGGGGUUAUGAUGCCUGUGUCAGAGCUGACACCUUCUCACCUGACCCAGCUGUGGGAGGAACUGGGCCGGCUGUCCCAGGAAAGCCAAAUAUGCAUCCUGAAAACCACCCACGGGGAUGAGGAUUUUCCCAGCCGAGUGGGGUUUCCCAGGCCUAGCCAACCAGAUUCAGACGCAGUGUGCCUGUAGCGGGGAGUGAGGAACAAGAGGGCAGGUGGCCUGGCCCGGGUGCAGGACCCUGGGCAGAUGUGAGAGGCAGACCAGUUUUCCCUGCGCCUGUGGGGAGGGGGGCGGAGCCUCCUGCUGGGCCUGGCUCCAGUUUCCAUGGAAACCACAGGCUUCCCACCCUGUGGCUGCCUGGGCAAGUUCCCAGCCUGGGCCUCAGCUGGUGCUAAUCUCCUUCCCAGACCACAGGCUGCUCUAUCCUGGGCCUCCCUGGACUGCUCUCAGGGUCUGUCUCUCUCCCUGAGCCUCUGGCCUCCCUUCAUAGGCCUCUAUGCCUACUUCAGGAGCCUGGGCCUCUUGCAUUCUGUCCCUCAACUUUAGCCUCCUGACCAACAGGCUCCUUCCCUUUCUACUCUGGCUUUUCUCGGCUCCUCUGCUGCUGAAGGGCCUGGCACAGGGCGCAGCCAGCUGCUUCCUGUUCCAUCCCGCCCAUGGAGACCCCAGGACUGGUUGUGCGUGGGCAGGCUGCGCCCUUCUGCGCAGCACUCCGCAGCCUCAUCAACAACCCCCAGUACAGCGAUGUGUGCUUUGUGGUUGGCCAAGAGCGGCAGGAGAUAUUUGCCCACCGAUGCUUGCUGGCCUGCAGAUGCAACUUCUUCCAGCGACUCCUGGGGAUGGACCCGGGACCCAGGGUGCCUGGGCCCGUGGUGCUGAGCACGGUGCCAGCAGAUGCCUUUCUGGCAGUGCUGGAGUUCCUGUACACCAACAGUGUCCAACUGCAGCGCCACUCCGUGCUGGAGGUGCUGACAGCAGCUGUGGAGUACGAGUUGAAGGAACUGCGAGAGCUGUGCCUGGAGUUCGUGAUGAAGGUGCUGGAUGUGGAGCUGGUUUGUGAGGCUUUACAGGUGGCUGUAACCUUUGGCCUUGUGCCCCUGCAAGAGCAUUGCAUAGCCUUUAUAGAGGCUCACAGUCAGGAAGCCUUGAGGACUCGUGGCUUCCUGGAGCUGUCUGCCGCAGCGCUGCUACCCCUGCUGCGCAGUGACAAGCUGGACGUGGAUGAGGCUGAGUUGAUCCAGGCUGCCCGGAGCUGGGCGCGAGUGGGCGCGGCGGUGCUGGAGCGGCCUGUGGCGGAGGUGGCAGCUCCCGUGGUACCAGAGCUGAGACUGGCCUUGCUGGCCCCAGCGGAGUUGAGCGCUUUAGAAGAGCAGAACCAGCGGGAGCCGCUCAUCCCGGUGGAGCAGAUCGUGGAGGCAUGGAAAUGCCACGCUCUGCGGAGAGGAGACACAGCCCGGGGCGCCCCGUGCCGCCGCCGGAGGGGCACCUUGCCUCGGGAGCAUCACCGAUUUCUGGAUCUGCCCUUGAAGUGA
Molecule: messenger RNA, 2079 nt
Organism: Ochotona princeps (American pika)
Lineage: Eukaryota; Metazoa; Chordata; Mammalia; Lagomorpha; Ochotonidae
Gene: BTBD19
Product: BTB domain containing 19
Exons: 8
Coding region: 1204-2079 (291 amino acids)
Molecular function (GO): protein binding
Source: RefSeq, a predicted model, not a curated record